GACCCGGGAGGAGAGGAGAGGAAAGGAGAGCUCCAACUUCCCUCUUUGCUUCUACUUGUGUCUUUCUGUCUCUUCUGAUCCACCAAUGCGAGGAUUUUAUUUCUGUUCUCACUCUUAUUCUCCCAGCCGUCCCGAACUAAGGAAACCCGGUUUAAGGACCAGACGGGAGUAUGUAAAAUAACCUGCACGACUGAGCCAAACAAGAAAAAGAAGAAGAAGAAGAAGAAGAAGAAGAAGAAGAAGAAGAAGAAGAAGAAGAAGAAGAAGAAGAAGAAGAAGAAGAAAUGGAUAAACGGAGUUAUUCUCUCGUUUUGCCUGCAGCUUUCCUCUACUUUGGACUUUGGGGAUUUACUGCUGGACAAUUCUUUCCAGGUGGCUGUACGUUUGAGGAGUCAUACAGCAGCUGUGGGUACAGCGUUUCCCUCGGAACCAAUGGAUUCACCUGGGAACAAGUCAACUCCUGGGAGAAGCCCAUGGACCCUGCCCUGCCUACUGGUUCGUUCAUGGUGGUGAAUGCGUCAGGGCGGGCGUCGGGGCAGAAGGCUCACCUUUACAUGCCCACCCUGAAGGAAAAUGACACCCACUGCAUCGACUUUCUGUACUCUCUCUCCAGUCGGGACGGAAUCAGCCCGGGCACGCUCAACGUCUACAUCAAGGUGAAUGGAGGCACUCAGGGUAACCCAGUGUGGAACACCUCUGCUAUUGCUAAUGAAGGCUGGGCGAAGACAGAGCUGGCCAUUUCUACAUUCUGGCCUAACUCCUAUCAGGUAAUAUUUGAAGCGGUUUCAGUUCAAGGCCGUCCAGGUUUGAUCGCCAUCGACGACAUACGAGUUCUGGCUCACCCCUGCCGUAAAGCUCCUCACUUCCUGCGUCUGCAGAAUGUGGAGGUGAACGUGGGUCAGAAUGCUACGUUUCAGUGUACUGCUGGAGGGAAGUGGUCUCAGCACGAUAAACUCUGGCUACAGCAGUGGAACGGUAAGGACACGGCACUGAUGGUGACCCGGGUGGUAAACCACCGGCGUUUCACUGCAACCGUAAGCGUUGGCGACACAUCGCAGCGCAGCACCAGCCGCUACCGCUGCGUCAUCCGAUCUGACGGCGGGUCAGGGGUGUCCAACUACGCUGAACUCAUCGUUAAAGCUCCUCCCACCCCCAUCGCUCCACCUGAGCUCCUCGCUGUCGGGGCCACUUACCUUUGGAUCAAACCCAACGCCAACAGCAUCAUCGGCGACGGGCCCAUCAUCCUGAAGGAGGUGGAGUACCGAACCACCUCAGGAAACUGGGCGGAGACCCACAUGGUAGACUCCCCUACCUACAAACUGUGGCAUCUGGACCCCGACGUGGAGUACGAGAUCAAAGUCCUGCUGUCCAGACCUGGGGAGGGAGGAACGGGCCCCCCGGGGCCGCCGCUGGUCACAAGGACCAAAUGUGCAGAUCCGGUCCAUGGUCCCCAAACUGUCAACGUGGUGGAUGUCAGAGCCCGGCAGCUGACUAUACAGUGGGAGACGUUUGGGUAUGCAGUGACACGCUGCCACAGCUACAAUCUGACGGUGCAGUACCAGUAUGUGUUCAACCAGCAGGAGUUUUCAGCAGAGGAGUUGAUCCAGACAUCGUCACAUUACACUCUGAGGGGGCUCCGGCCUUUUGUGGAGGUCAGACUGAGGCUGGUGCUGGCCAACCCCGAGGGCAGCAAGGAGAGCGAGGAGAUAGUCAAACAUACAGAGGAGGACGUGCCUGCCUCAGUGCCGAUGGAGUCCCUGCAGAACACGCCCUACGAAGAGAAGAUCUUCAUGCAGUGGAAAGCUCCCAAUGAGACCAACGGGGUCAUCACACUGUAUGAGAUUACCUACAAGGCCUUGAGCUCAUUUGACCCCAGCGCUGAUCUGACAACCCAGAGGGGACGGGUGUUCAAGCUGAGGAACGAGACCCAUCAUCUGUUCGUAGGCCUCUACCCAGGAACCACGUACUUCUUCACCCUCAAAGCCUCCACCAACAAGGGCUUCGGUCCACCAGUCACCACCCGCAUCAGCACCAAGAUAGCAGCCCCCAUGAUGCCAGAGUAUGAGUCCGAGGCUCCACUGAACGAGACGGAGACCACCAUCACCAUCCUGCUGAAGCCCGCCCAAUCACGUGGAGCACCCAUCACCUCCUACCAGCUUGUUGUGAAGGAGGAGCGCAAGUCAAAGACCCGCCGCGCCGCCUCCGAAGCCCCAGAGUGUUUCUCCGCCCCUGUCAGCUUCCGCAAUGCCUCCAUCUUGGACUCUCCCUACUACAUCGCUGCCGAACUGCCCCCAUCCAGCCUCACAGUGGUACAGCCCUUCACUGUGGGAGACAACAAGAGCUACGGAGGUUUCUGGAAUCCCCCGCUGUCCCCGGCCAAGAGCUACAGCAUCUACUACCAGGCCAUGAGCAGAGCCAAUGGGGAAACCAAAAUCAACUGUGUCCGCCUGGCUAACAAAGUGGUAAUAGGUAGGGGACAAAUAACAACGCCGUACAUUCUAGUCAUCCCAAGCGAAGGUGCAUCUACCCAGGACUCGGAUGCGAUGGAGCCGGAGAAGCAGGUGGACAGCACGGUGAAAAUGGCCGGAGUGAUCGCAGGGAUCCUCAUGUUCAUCAUCAUCCUCCUCGGGGUCGUCCUCACCUUCAAACGCAGAGAGAUUCACACAUGGAGAACUCUGAGCGUGGGGAAGUUGGCAAAGAAGCAGAAAGAGACGGCCAGCAGCUCCACCCAGCAGAGGGAGAUGGGCCCGGUCACCACGGCUGAUAAGAGCACCACCAAGGUCAGCACGCUGCACAAAGACGACCCCUUCUCCACCUCCAACCAGGACCUCAAUGGCUUCACCUCCCCCUCUACCUGCUCAUUCUCUGUGCAGGGAGGCAAGACACUGCAGAGCAAAUCCCUGCUGAAUUCCUACUACUCAGUGUCUAAAGAGCCAGUUCCAGCCACAACUUCCAUAGACAGUAGCCAGGCGUCGCUCGCCCAGCCCUCUCUGACCCUUCAGAGUUUUCCUUACGGAGGCUGUGAGUCUGUGGAGAUCUCCUACCAGAGCGGUCAGUUCCAGGCGGGUCAGUUUCAGCCGGCUAUUCGAGUCGCAGACCUCCUGCAGCAUAUCACCCAGAUGAAGUGUGGACAGGGCUACGGUUUCAAGGAGGAAUAUGAGGCCCUGGCGGAGGGACAGACGGCGCCCUGGGAGACGGCCAAGAAGGACGAGAACCGCAACAAGAAUCGCUAUGGCAACAUCAUCGCUUACGAUCACACCAGAGUCCGACUGCAGCUGCUGGAAGGAGACCCCCACUCUGACUACAUCAACGCCAAUUACAUUGACGGGUACCACAGACCCAGACAUUACAUCGCCACACAAGGGCCCAUGCAGGAGACGGUGAGGGAUUUCUGGAGGAUGGUCUGGCAGGAGAACUCAGCCUCUAUCGUCAUGGUUACCAACCUGGUUGAGGUGGGCAGGGUGAAGUGUGUGCGUUACUGGCCGGAUGAGAUGGAGGUUUAUGGAGACAUCAAGGUGACCCUGAUAGAAACUGAACCGCUGGCUGAGUACGUCAUAAGGACAUUCACCGUCCAAAAGAAGGGUCAUCAUGAGAUCCGUGAACUCCGUCAGUUCCACUUCACCAGCUGGCCCGACCACGGCGUUCCCUGCUACGCCACCGGACUGCUCGGCUUCAUACGGCAGGUCAAGUUCCUCAACCCGCCUGACGCUGGGCCCAUAGUGGCACACUGCAGUGCCGGUGCAGGGAGGACAGGCUGCUUCAUUGCAGUGGACAUCAUGUUGGACAUGGCAGAGAAUGAAGGCGUGGUGGACAUCUUCAACUGCAUCCGAGAGCUGAGAUCACAACGAGUCAACAUGGUGCAGACAGAGGAGCAGUACGUGUUCGUUCAUGAUGCCAUCUUGGAGGCGUGUCUAUGUGGGAAUACAGCCAUACCAGUGUGUGAGUUCAGAGCCAUUUACUACAACAUCAGCAGACUGGACCCACAGACCAACUCCAGCCAGAUUAAAGAUGAGUUCCAGACUCUGAACAUCGUGACCCCCAGAGUGCGUCCAGAGGACUGCAGUGUUGGCUUGCUACCCAGGAACCACGACAAGAACCGCAGUAUGGACGUUCUAUCAGCAGACCGAUGCCUGCCUUUCCUCAUAUCUGUGGACGGAGAGAGUUCCAAUUACAUCAACGCUGCGUUAAUGGACAGCCACAAACAGCCAGCGGCCUUCAUUGUUACCCAGCAUCCUUUGCCAAACACCAUGGGCGACUUCUGGAGGCUGGUGUUCGAUUACAAUUGCUCAUCCAUCGUAAUGCUCAAUGAGAUGGACACAGCGCAGUUAUGUAUGCAGUACUGGCCAGAAAAGAGCUCAUGUUGCUACGGUCCCAUUCAAGUGGAAUUCAUAUCGGCAGACAUUGAUGAAGACAUCAUCAACCGAAUCUUCAGGAUCUGCAACAUGGCCAGGCCUCAGGACGGUUACCGCCUGGUGCAGCACUUUCAGUUCAUUGGCUGGCCGGCCUACAGGGACACGCCUCUCUCCAAACGCUCCAUCCUCCAAUUGGUGAGAAGGCUGGCAAAGUGGCAAGAGCAGUAUGACGGAGGAGACGGCAGGACGGUGGUGCAUUGCCUUACGGGCGGAGGGCGUUCCGGAACGUUCUGUGCCAUCUGCAGCAUCAACGAGAUGAUCCAGCAGCAGAACAUCGUGGAUGUUUUCCACACCGUCAAAACACUGAGGAACAACAAGACCAACAUGGUGGAGACUAUGGAGCAGUAUAAGUUCUGCUAUGAAGUGGCUCUGGAGGCGCUCAGCUCCUUCUGAUUGGCUGUGGGCUGAAAUCCUCUUUUCUGAUUCGACGCUGACCAUCACUCUCAACGCGACACUUGGUACACACAGACUGACUGCUUUGUGUUGACCCAACCCGACCUGUGAGCAUGUGUGCCUGUGUGUGUGUGUGUGUGUGUGUUUGAGAGUUUGUGCACGUGAUUCUGUGUGAAUAAGAGAGGGCAUGCUUGCACAUUUGAGUGUGUGCGUGUGCAUCUACGUGUGUGCCUAUGACAACACAUACACACAACCUGUACAGAAGAGCAAAAAGCGACUUACACACACACUGGUGAUUUUCGUGUGUGUGUGUUCGCUUCAGCGAGACUGUGAACUUUACAUGCUUGUACAAAGAAAACAGAAAAAAUGAUAUGUUAAAAAAGAAAACAAGAUGUUUAAAAAAAAGCGCCGCUUUUCCUUCUCUAUCUCUCUGUCCUCUCUGCUGGGCUGUGAUGUGACUAUUGUACAGUAUUUCCUUUUUAGAUAUAUUCUACGCCUUGAAUGUUGUCUCCCUGUGAAGGCUGGAUGCACACUGGAAGAUUUUUACUUUUAGCUUAAAGUGAAGAGAUGCAUCAAACCUGCUUUUUGGAGAGUAUAAAAUAAAGCUUGUUUUGCUGAGAUGUUGACCAAAGGUUACGAACCUAUGGUGGCCUUCAGGGGCAAACGCGCUACAACAGCCCAAAAUAAUUACAUUAGAAGAAACGUGCUGCAUUUUAAAAAAGCAAAUAUAAAAACACAAAUGUGCUGUAACACAUGCAACACAUGCACUUUGCACCAUUCACUGAGAGCCCUGCAUAAACACAAGGCUGUUGCAAGAAGCUCAAAACAAAAUGGAAACUGGAAACCUAAAAAGGGAUGUGCACAGCUUGGACUGGAGCUUUAUCGAAUUUGGCAGAGUUAGCAUGUUUCAUAAGUGUUAUCAGUAUAUCUGAAAUGACUAGGUUAGCUACGUUUGCUAGCUAGCUUACAGCAGAUCAGAAAUAAUAUCAGAAGGAAUCAUGCGAUCACAUUGUUAAAAUAAGCAGAUACAACUUACAUUUCAGAUGAGUUUCCAGUGACAGUUUCUCCUCCUGUUAGUGUGUUGGGGCAUUGUAGCGCGUUUGCACCUGUCGGCCUCCGUAGGAGCGUGAUAAAGCAAAAAACAAGAGACCACUGUUCUCUGAAAUCACACACAGAGACAUUUCCUUGUUGCCAGGACCACUUCACUGCAUCAAUGUUAAGUGCUAAGCAUACUUUUUUUGUAAAUUGUUGCUUUUCAAGGAAAGAGCUGAUUGUAAUUACUAGUAAAAACAGGAAGAAGUAGCAUUUAAGAAGAUAUAGUGAGUGAAGUCCGGUGCAUGGUGGAGAGGAGCAUUGGCAUUACACAGACAAAAGAAAAAUAAAAAUAAUUAGUUUGCCUUUAAGAUUAUAUUUUGUUGUCUCUGCUACAGAUUUUUACAUUGGGGCUUUAUGAAAAAGAAAAAAAAAAGGUUUCAUGAAUGUUUUUGGAUGGCUUUAUCUUAUAGUGUGCAUCCCCCUUGCUGUAAAUAAGAUAAGACAACCACAGUCAAACAAACAAACAAACAGACAAACAUCAUGCGCCAGACACAAACAAAGGUUAUCAUUUCCAAACAUUAUAAUUUUCAGCGACUUGGUAUUAUAGUUUGGAACAAAGUUACUUAAAAAACAGUCCAAUUAGACACAUAUUGUUUAAAAAAUGAAGAUAUAUAUAUUUUUGCAUAUUGCACAUUAAGCCGCCGCCCACAUCUGUGACUUACGAUAAGGAAGCAAUGAUGUUUUUUUUCAUCAAGUAGACUUUUUCAAACACUCAUGAUAAAACUGAAAAAUGCAUUUAAUCGUUCCAGAUGUAAAACUAAAGAACAUUUAACUUAUUUGACUUUGUUGUGUUUUUGUGGUUCCAAAAGUUUGAUUUGACUUUGAAAUGCUGAAAGGACAUUGAACAAACUGGGAUGAGUUAUUAAAUGAAAUCAGAUUAACCUAACCCUGUCCGUCCCUGCUGAACUGCAGGCAGGCAAAAGCAAUCAAUCAAAGAGUGUGCAGUAGCUUGUAGCUUUAUAACGUUAGAGCUGUGUUUUGUAGCUUUUGAUUAUAUUACCCGGGCCGUGAAAAAUAUGUUUCCUUUUUUCAAUGGGGUUUAUUUUCACAUUUGUGCCCAUUUGUUUUUUAAAUGACCUGAAGCAGCUUAGUUUAACAGCAUUCAUCUGGGUGGAAGCAAAAGGCAAGAAAUCAUAACAUCUUUGCACACAUUUAUCAAAUAUAUAUUGCUAUCAGACAAAACUGAUCUUUGGAAUACCUUCGGAAAUGCAAAUCUGACAUGACUGCAGUAGAAACGUUAACCGUGCUAAUUAAAAUGAUAGACUUGUUAAGUGUCCUUGAAUGAAAUCAGAUCCAUUACCCAUGACCUUUUUUUUUAUGUAUACUACAUUCCGGAUUAUUUUCAGAAAAACAGAAGCUUAGAAAUCAGACGGUCACCUAGCCUAGCCGGGUCACAUUCACUUUUCCUCUGCAAACAAAGCCUCACAUUUGCUUUUGGAUAAGCCCAUUGAGGUGUGUUUGAAAAUGUGUUUGCCAAAUUACCUCGUCAGUAUAAUAGGAAAUGAUUUCUGUUGAUGAUUGACCCCUAUGUGAAGAAGGUCAACAUGGCUGACAUGCUUUGAAGUGUUGGAGUUAAUGAGAAUCAUACAGGAUGUAACGCUGACCUCAGCUUGCCCUUCGCUCCUCAUCUGAUCACAUGUGUUCCUCUUUUGUCCAUUUAGAAAAUGUAUACAAUGAAUGGAAAAGCUCAUUUUAAAGAUACACUCCCUUUUUUUGUUUUUCGAUCCCUGUGUCCACAUAGCCAGUUUUUCUGAGCACGUCUUUAUAUCAAUUGCUUUUAAUGAUGAGGAGCCACCUUGAGGAAAAGCACCCAAUGUCUUUCCUGAGCCUUUGCCGUUUUAGCUGCGGCCGUUCCAAGUGCUUCUAGUGGAAAAUAUGUCAACUUUUCAGAAAGCCAUAGAAAUUGGAGGAGAACUUUGUUUUAGCCGUUUCUUCAAUACGAUUAGUGUCAUAACAAAGACCGAAAAGCGUUUGGUUAAGCAGAUUGGACAAACGGACCCUGAAUGGUUUUACUAUCGCCAGAUCGGUUCCUCUCCGUACGUCUGUCAGAUUGAGCGGUAAAGCUCAUUCAUACAAAGUGUGAGAGCAAGCAUAUUCCAGUUGGCUGUAAUAGUCAGAAAUCAAUUACAAGCAAGUGUAAAGUCGCCCAAAUAGAUACCAAAAAGCAAUGGGGCUAGUUAGUCAUACAGAAUUGGUGAUUUGUUUUUUAAGUUAUCAUUAUCCUAGAAACGUUCAUUAAAGGCUUUGAAAGGUUUAUUUUUGAAAGAAAUCUGAAACACACACUAAGUGGACACAGGGUCUUUGGAAUUGUUUGUCAUUCUUUCGGGAUUAAAGCCAAGUCACUGGAAAGUCUGACAUAUACUAACUACAGGAAAAAGACAGCAGAUCAAACGCAUCAUUUUGGAAAGGCAGUGAAUCUGUUACUGAAGAAUCAUUGUGUAAAAUUGUAUCCCCAUAAUUACCUUUAUGUCAGGCGUCAAUUUAUACCGGCAUGUGUCAGUAUUUUCACACAAUGGAUAAACCAGUUUGGAAUGAAACUUCACAUUUCACAAAGGUCUCUAAUGAACAUCUAUUUAGUUAGUAAAGUUCGUAGCUUUUAAUUCUCUUGGACAGAACCGGCGUACUUGUGGCAAACUGUUCAGUCUGCGCUUGAUUUUUGUUGUUGUUGCUGGAGUCGUACCAGGCUCACUAAAGGACCUAUCUCGACAGAGACUGUAAAAGUGUUGUAUUGAAGAUGAUGUAAAAGCCAGAAGCAUUUUCAUUUUAAAAGGCUUUAUUUUAUUGGCUUGGUUCCUGGCCGUUCAUCUGUAUUAUAUAUUUUGUUUGUUUUCUUUUGGGAUUUUUUUUUAUGUCCUGAAUUUGUACAUUUCUUUUGUAUAAUUAUUAUUCUGAUGAUUAUUUGUCUAGCAGUGCUGUUUAGAUCUGGUGAUGCCAUUACCAUUGGUUGUUUAGUUGUUUGAAAUGUGGUUAACAUGAAAUAAA
Molecule: messenger RNA, 8882 nt
Organism: Trematomus bernacchii (emerald rockcod)
Lineage: Eukaryota; Metazoa; Chordata; Actinopteri; Perciformes; Nototheniidae
Gene: ptprt
Product: protein tyrosine phosphatase receptor type T
Exons: 37
Coding region: 285-4805 (1506 amino acids)
Biological process (GO): protein dephosphorylation
Cellular component (GO): membrane
Molecular function (GO): protein binding; protein tyrosine phosphatase activity
Source: RefSeq, a predicted model, not a curated record